UUCAAUCAUAUCCAUUGCAGUGCUGGAGGUCUCGUUACGGCAGUCUGUCCGGUUGUUAUCAAAGGCAGCGGCUUAUGGGUUGGCUGGGCAGGCAUACAUCUGGAGGAUCCCAAUGAGGCGAUACCCGAAUCGAAUCCCUACGAUCAGACGCCAACAGCGGGCCUGAAGUCCGACCAAGUGGUGUCGGUGAACAUCGAUUCCAAGAUCUUUGACAGCUACUACAAUGGCUGCUGCAACAAGAUGUUCUGGCCACUCUUCCACUCGAUGCCGGGACGUGCGAACUUCGGGGGCGAGCACUGGAACGACUAUGUGGCCGUGAACAAGCACUUCGCCGUGCGAACCAUCGAGGCGCUGGAGAAGUGUCUGGCCAAGAACAACGGAAGCGAGAAGAAUCCACCAAUCGUCUGGAUACACGACUAUCAUCUGAUGUUGGCCGCCAAUUGGGUGCGUGAGCAUGCCGAGGAGAAGAAUCUGCCCUGUCGAUUGGCCUUCUUCCUGCACAUACCCUUCCCACCAUGGGACAUCUUCCGUCUGCUGCCCUGGUCCGAUGAGAUACUGCAGGGCAUGCUCGGCUGCGAUCUGGUUGGUUUCCACAUCCAGGACUACUGCCUCAACUUUGUGGAUUGCUGCCAACGCAAUCUGGGCUGUCGUGUGGAUCGCAACAACCUGCUGGUGGAGCAUGGCGGUCGCACUGUGCGCAUCCGUCCACUGCCUAUUGGUAUACCUUACGAGCGCUUUGUCAAUCUUGCCCAGAAUGCACCCAAGGUGCUGAAAACCUCCAAGCAACAGAUUAUUCUCGGCGUCGAUCGGUUGGACUACACCAAAGGCCUGGUGCAUCGUCUGAUGGCGUUCGAGGCGCUGCUGCUCAAGUAUCCACAGCACAAGGAGAAGGUCAGCUUGCUGCAGAUCUCUGUGCCCUCUCGCACAGACGUCAAGGAAUACCGUGAGCUGAAGGAGGAAGUGGACCAACUAGUCGGACGCAUCAAUGGCCGUUUCACCACUGCCAACUGGGCGCCUAUUCGAUACAUCUACGACUAUGUGAGCCAGGACGAGCUGGCCGCCUUAUAUCGCGAUGCCGCUGUCUGCCUGGUCACCCCGUUGCGCGAUGGCAUGAAUCUGGUGGCCAAGGAGUUUGUCGCUUGCCAGAUUAACGAAGUGCCCGGCGUGCUGGUCAUUUCGCCGUUUGCCGGCGCCGGUGAAAUGAUGCACGAGGCGUUGCUCUGCAAUCCGUACGAGGUGAACGAAGCCGCUGAGGUGAUUCAUCGUGCCUUGACCAUGCCCGAGGAUGAGCGAGUGCUGCGUAUGGCGCGUCUACGUCGUCGAGAGGCCGAAUGCGAUGUCAGCCACUGGAUGCGCUGCUUCCUGAAGGCCGUGGGUGCUCUGGAAAUGGACGACGUGGGCACCACCAUUAUGCAGCCCGUCUCCGUGGACGACUUCGAUGACUACUUACUCAAAUACAUCGGCUACAAUCACAAGCUUGCCCUGUUGCUGGACUACGAUGGUACUCUGGCGCCCAUUGCUCCUCAUCCAGAUUUGGCCACGCUUUCGCCUGAGAUUAAGAAUGUGCUGUUCAAGCUGUCUAAUCACUCGGAUGUCUACGUGGCCGUCAUCUCUGGACGCAACGUCGAUAAUGUCAAGAAAAUGGUGGGCAUCGAAGGCAUCACCUAUGCGGGCAAUCACGGUCUAGAGAUUCUGCAUCCCGAUGGCAGUAAAUUUGUCCAUCCCAUGCCAAUUGAGUAUGAGGACAAGGUGAGUCUAUUGCUCAAGGCGCUGCAGGAUUCGGUGUGCCGCGAUGGCGCCUGGGUGGAGAACAAAGGCUCGCUGCUUACCUUCCAUUACCGCGAGACACCCACCCAGCUGCGCGCGGACAUGGUCGACAAGGCGCGCAGCCUGAUCGAGAAAUAUGGAUUUAGGGCGACGGAAGCGCAUUGCGCGCUCGAGGCACGUCCACCUGUGCAGUGGAACAAGGGUCGGGCUUCCAUCUACAUAUUGCGUACGUCCUUUGGCGUCGACUGGAACGAACGCAUCAAGAUUAUCUACGUGGGCGACGACAAUACAGAUGAGGAUGCCAUGGUGGCUCUGAAGGGUAUGGCACGCACGUUCCGUGUCACCUCAUCGGAUAUUGUGAAGACAGCUGCCGAUCAUCGCUUGCCCUCGACUGACUCCGUCUACACGCUGCUCAAGUGGGUGGAACGGCACUUUAUGGGCCGCAAGGCGCGUGCCAAUUCGUUAACGUAUCGCCCCACUAGAGGCGAUGGCGUCCAAAUGCAAAUGUCUCUCGAGGUAGCCACGUCAGCUAACAGUUUGGACGUUUAACCAAAACA
Molecule: messenger RNA, 2324 nt
Organism: Drosophila arizonae
Lineage: Eukaryota; Metazoa; Arthropoda; Insecta; Diptera; Drosophilidae
Gene: Tps1
Product: Trehalose-6-phosphate synthase 1
Biological process (GO): trehalose biosynthetic process
Cellular component (GO): cytosol
Molecular function (GO): trehalose-phosphatase activity; alpha,alpha-trehalose-phosphate synthase (UDP-forming) activity
Source: RefSeq, a predicted model, not a curated record